Penicillium subrubescens is the source of this 300-nucleotide messenger RNA. RefSeq lists its product as uncharacterized. The record is from RefSeq and is a predicted model, not a curated record. NCBI's taxonomy places the organism in Eukaryota, Fungi, Ascomycota, Eurotiomycetes, Eurotiales, Aspergillaceae. The transcript has a single exon. The coding region runs from base 1 to 300 and encodes 99 amino acids.
AUGCACAACUCCAUUGCGUGGAAGACGAAUACUCUCAGCGAUGCGUCUUUAAUUGACGUUCAGGAUGUCUCUUCUUACAACAUUUUGAUUGAGGGACAACAACAAAUUUCGAACUCCUACUCCAGAUUGCAGCGGGAAUUCUGGAACGUGACCAACGAUGUCUUACACGCCCGAAUCCUCAAAUCCCUCAGUGUGGAAAUACGGAAGGUCAUGCCACCGCAGCGGACCAAGAAUGCCGCAGCCUUAUGGGCGUCCGUGGUAACUGGUUUUGGCAUCACUAGAGCCCAAGAACGCUACUGA